Thlaspi arvense is the source of this 471-nucleotide messenger RNA. The record is from the annotation of a GenBank genome assembly. Lineage: Eukaryota; Viridiplantae; Streptophyta; Magnoliopsida; Brassicales; Brassicaceae.
CGUUUUCAAAUAGUAAAUCAUACCUGAACUAUUAAACACGAAAUUUCAGGUUAAAGAUAUGAUAAUAUCAAAGACAGCAUUGCUGAUUUUGUUUGCUCUCUUCCUUUCCUACAUAUUGUUGGCGAGCGUUUCUGGAGCUGAAGCUCAGUUGAUCAUUCCAUGCAAAACACCAGCAGGAUGUAAAUCGGUUCGAUGUUCGAGUGGAAGCGCGCAAUGUGUGAACAGACAAUGCGAAUGUCCGAGUCUCAAACCAUUUAACCCGAUGACAGUAUAUACUCCUAAGUCGUGUAAGACAAUUUUAGAUUGUGCUCCUUCUCGUCAAUGCCCGAAAAAUGUAUACGCUUGCAUUAAAGAAAAAUGUAUUUGUUUAUAUUAAUAUGUUCGAAAUUUAUUACUUCAGCUAAUCCAAGGUUUAAUAAAAACAGACUUUACUUUUUUUAUAUAGUGAAAUCUGACUAGAAAUUAUGACAG